Eupeodes corollae is the source of this 834-nucleotide messenger RNA. RefSeq lists its product as uncharacterized. The transcript has a single exon. Gene Ontology annotation, biological process: DNA integration. The record is from RefSeq and is a predicted model, not a curated record. Gene Ontology annotation, molecular function: nucleic acid binding. The coding region runs from base 1 to 834 and encodes 277 amino acids. Lineage: Eukaryota; Metazoa; Arthropoda; Insecta; Diptera; Syrphidae.
AUGACAACUAAGGUGCUGCACCUUGAAUUAGUAUCGGACCUGACCACAGACGCCUUUUUGGCUGCCCUAAAAAGAUUUAUCGCCAGGCGUGGUAGAUGCAGCGUUUUGUAUUCCGAUAAUGGUACGAACUUUCAAGGAGCGGCUCUUGUGCUAUCAGACAUGUAUAAACUGGUGCAGUCCCAAAGUCACAACAAAAAGGUUGCAGAAAUGUUGGCUGGAGAAAGCAUCGAUUGGAAGUUUAUUCCUCCUUACAGCCCUCACUUUGGUGGGCUUUGGGAAGCGGGGGUUAAAUUAGUAAAACAACAUCUUCGGCGAGUAGUUGGUGAUAGUGUCCUUACCUUUGAAGAAAUGUGUACCUUGCUAGCCCAAUUCGAAGCCCUUUUAAAUUCUAGGCCCCUUUGUGCUUCUUCCGAUUCAGAUCUUGAUCCAUUAACGCCUGCUCACUUUCUUAUAGGUAGACCUUACACGGCGAUUCCCGAGCCAAGUUAUUUGGAAUUACCCAUUAAUCGAUUGGGAAGAUGGCAGCUACUACAAAAUAUGAUGCAAGGCUUCUGGCGAAGGUGGCAUACCGACUACCUCACAUCUUUGCAGCAGCGACCAAAAUGGAGAGAAGACCUAAGAGAUUUUGAAGUGGGUGACAUGGUCAUUCUGAAAGAAUCUAACAUGCCACCAUCCCUAUGGUCCUUAGCAAGAAUAACCGCAGUUCAUCCAGGUGAAGAUGGACACGUACGGGUGGUUACAUUGCGCACCAAACGAGGCACUUUCAUGCGCCUUAUAACAAAACUUGCCCUCUUGCCAUGUCCUGAAAUUCCUUCAGCGGGGGCGGCAUGUUGA